GGCCUCUUUGCCCGGUGCGUCUCCCGUCUUGUCCGCGGCACCUGCUGCGUGCGUACUAAAAGCGCGCCCAGCAAACACGUCCUCGGUCUCCUUUGUCGCCUAUCCUAGAGCAGGCGGUUCCUCCUACGGCUACACUGUCGACUGUCAAAAUGACUGCAUCCUGACCACCGUGAGCGCAACUGAUCCCUCGGCCGGAAACCCUAGCUUUGUACAGGCUUCUACGCUCUUCUCGCUGAACCUGGACCCGAGCUUCGAGCACAUUCUGCGCGUCUACAACAUUCCAAGCAACUUGCCGGGAGGUCAUAGCGAGAUUACAUUCGACCACCUGGCUGUUGACGUUCAGGACAAUGCACAAGGUCGGCGCUUCUUUCCAUCUCUGUGAUGAUCUAUACUUAGUAGAAACAGGCCAUAUCGGAUCCAGCACUGGGACGGAAGGGAAUCCAUCAAGCACCGCGUCGCUUUCCAGCAGUGUUCCCGUUGCACUUGCAACUACGACGGUGGGAAUCACACAGACAAGCAGUGCCCCAAGCUCGACAUCACCGAUCACAAGCAAUCCAACCUCAUCGCCGGCCGUGUCCGAUAGUGCUUUAGAUCCAUCAACAACAGCAAAUGGUUCAGAUGCAUCACAGGCGUCAUCAUCAGCUUCCAGCGCUUCGGCGAACAGUUCCUCAGGCCCCAGUGUCAAGCUGAUCGCUGGGGUGACGGUGCUGAGCCUGUUCUUUGUGGGAGCUGUUAUUGCUACGUUCAUCGUUGUCCUGAAACAACGAAGAGCGCGUCAGCGGGAGAUGCAGGUCCCACCCAGCCGAGCUUCCUCAAUCAUUCCAAUCAUGCCGCCCCCUCCUGCGCCAGAAAUGUGGUCGGGGGCGGAUCCAUUUAUUGGUUCCCCGCGACAAUUCUCCAGUCCGAGGAGGAUGGACGGGCGGCUGCUCACGCCAACGACCGCGCCGCCCACCUAUCCUCUUCCCCUCCCGCCGACAGCUGCUCAUCCGAUUGGCGACUACUGGACUUCGCGGCCGGUUCGGAAUCAAUUUUCACCCGUGUAGCCUCGAUGGCUUGCUUUCCCGUAUUUACUUGUAGCACGUCGCACUCUUUUGUACAUCAUAGGAAUGAAUUUGUAUCCAUUGGAAGUAAAAUACAUCUAAGUAACCCUAUUAUGAACAAAUGAUGACUGAAAAAUACAAUUUGUGCAGGAAAUCCAAAGAGAGCGGGAGAGAAUUUACAGUGUUGAUAGCAUGAACGAAUGGUAUGAUGGAAGCGACCUUCAUCGCCGCCGCUGGUCCGACUGCCAGUAGCCCAGCAGUUGCUCGAGCACCUCGAUGACGACACCGCUGUUGUACAUCAGAGCAUGAUCGCCCCCGUUGACAACCUUAACGAUGCACUUGUCCGCGCCCAUGUUCUUCUCCAUCCACCGCACAGCAUUCUCCCCAAUCUUCUCGUCCUUGUCCCCAUACCAGACGUUCACGGAGUGCGGAUAGUUCGUGUACGAGAAUCCCCACGGAUGGUUGUCGUGGUUCAGAAUCUGCAACAGAUCGCUGUACGUUCCUUUGGCAGACUCCGCGUGCGAUGCUGCAAUCAGCGCAUUGCCGAGCGUGGACUGAUACUCGUUCGUCGGCUGGUCACUCGCCAAGAACACAGAUGUCGAACUCGUAUUCCUGGUGCUCGCCGCCGGAGACGAGGGGGUCGACAGUGGCCAUGAUGGAGCAGUGCCACCGGCGGAGUUGAACGAAAGCGAUCGUCGUCCUUCCGUUCGGCUCGCUGAAGCAUAGAAGCGUUCGCUGGCAGCCCGAGAACCGACUCCUUCUCCAAUCAACGAAACUUCGGAGGAACCCGACUUGGGCCAGUGCAGGUCAUCCAUCCCCAUUCCAAAAUCAAACUUGGGCGCCGGGGGCAGUACCGGACUUGAGGGUUCGGACGGCCCACUGUGCUUGCUCGAGUUGUUGUACGACGAGGCUCGACCGCGGAGAGAUCCCAUCGAUCGCAGAGCCUUUAGCCGUUGCUUGGGCUUGGCAGUUUCUUCCUGCGGAGAGGCCGGCUGCGAGGGCUUGAAACGGUUCAGAAAUCCCCGCGACGGCUUCCGCUUCGCGGUCUGGACCGCAUCCGGCGCUGGUCUGGCAGCGGCAGCCACUGCAAGAGUGCUUUUACUCUCAAAACGACCGUCAAAAUCCCCAAGAUCAUCGUACUCGCUGAAGGAGCUCCCUAUGCUCGGACGAGGUCGAGCCUCGCCAUCUGCAGCAGAGCUUUGGACCGCUAGACUAUUCCCAUUUCCGGAGGUCGUUUGCGCUUUCGGAGCUACGGUGUAGCCGAUGCCCUCAUAAGCAAUGGUGGGAGGUUUCCCGAGCAUCCAAGCCUGGACUUUCCAUUCAGCAGCCUGCGCUGUUUUGAGAAUGCCGUUGGGGACAUAUUUCAGCCAUUUAUAGCCACC
This is a messenger RNA of Mycena citricolor, 2422 nucleotides long. The record is from the annotation of a GenBank genome assembly. Lineage: Eukaryota; Fungi; Basidiomycota; Agaricomycetes; Agaricales; Mycenaceae.